This is a messenger RNA of Syngnathus acus (greater pipefish), 1996 nucleotides long. RefSeq names its product gastrula zinc finger protein XlCGF57.1-like. Gene Ontology annotation, biological process: regulation of DNA-templated transcription. Bases 205 to 1749 code for a protein of 514 amino acids. Gene Ontology annotation, molecular function: DNA-binding transcription factor activity, RNA polymerase II-specific; RNA polymerase II cis-regulatory region sequence-specific DNA binding. The record is from RefSeq and is a predicted model, not a curated record. Lineage: Eukaryota; Metazoa; Chordata; Actinopteri; Syngnathiformes; Syngnathidae. The transcript is spliced from 4 exons.
UCCAUCUAGGCGUUUCAGACAGCAAAACAAAAUCCCCCCCUCACACAUUUUCUCCUGCGGGAUAGUUCCACCGUGACGCAAGAAUGCCCUUCCUUUGCACAUCGAAUGCCCAUGUGAAGAUAUUCGUCCUGAGCUGCAACAAAUUAAAGAUGAGUGGGAGCUCCCUCGAGUGAGAGAAGAGCAGCAGCCACUAAAGAAGAGACAAUGCAUCACCACAUCAAAGAGAAAGGGGAAAUGCCUCCAAAUCUUAAAAAGGCGCCAGCACAUUCGCACAAAAUAAAGGAAGAGCAACCAGAGCCCCUUUUCAAUAAAGAGGAAGAGCCUCCCCACAUCACGGAAGAGGAGGAAGUGCUUCAGGACUUUAAAGGGGAAGAGGAGGACGAGGACAUCACAUCAACUCAGGUUCCUUUAAAGAGUGACAAUGAAGAUGAAAGUGUGGAGAACAGAAUGUUGGCGCCUCCAGGCAGGAGAGCAAGUCAACACAUGGCAACAGAAGGGGAUGGAAACCACUGUAGAGAAUCACAGACAGACAGCAUCUUAGCUCCAUUAUCAGACAGUGACGGCACAACGUCACACUCUCCUCAUACGUAUGAUGAUGAUGAAGACCAGUCUGAAUGUGAUAAAAUAGCUCACAUUGAGAACAAACCCUGGAAAUGUUCUCAAUGUGGGAAAAUGUUUGCUUAUAAGUGGGAUUUGAAACGACACAUGAGAACACACACAGGGGAGAAACCUUUUGCUUGCUCAGUUUGUGGUAAAAGAUUCUCUCAAACAACUCAUUUGGCAACACACACAAGAACACACACUGGAGAGAAGCCCUUUGCCUGCGUGGUUUGUGGUAAAAGAUUUUCACAAGCAACCCAUUUGACAACACAUGUAAAAACGCACACCGGUGAAAAAGGUUUUUCCUGCUCAAUUUGUGGUCAAAGAUUUAACCGAAGAGCCAAUUUGACAACACACACAAGAACGCAUAACCUCUUCGAUAAGGAUGACAGAAUGUCACCCUCUCGUAACACUGACGGUGAUGAUGAACAGUCUGAAUAUGAACUGAUGUGUCACACUGACAACAAACUGUGGGAAUGUUCUGAGUGUGGGAAAACCUUUGCUUCCAAAAGUGGUUUGACAAAACACACAAGAACACACACUGGGGAGAAACCUUAUGUCUGCUUAGUUUGUGGUAAAAGAUUCUCUCAAGCAACUCAUUUGGUAACACACACGAGAACACACACUGGAGAGAAACCUUUUGCUUGCUCAAUUUGUGGCAAAAGAUACUAUCAAGGAAGUCAUUUGACAACACACAAAAGAACACACACUGGAGAGAAGCCUUUUGUUUGCUCAGUUUGUGGUUUAAGAUUCUCUGAAAAGGGAAACCUAAGACUACACGCAUUAACACACUCUGGUGAAAAAUCAUUUUCCUGUUCAGUUUGUGGUCAAACUUUUUCAAGAAAUGAGAGCUUAAAAACACAUACAAGAACCCACACUGGUGAAAAACCAUUUGCCUGCUCAGAUUGUGGUAAAACAUUCUCCCGAAAGGGAAUUUUGAGAUUACACAUGAGAACCCACACUGGAGAGAAACCUUUUGCUUGCUCAGUUUGUGGUCAAAGAUUCACUCAGAAGGGUUAUUUAAAAAUACACAAAAGAAUACACACUGGUGAGCGGCCUUUUGACUGUACAAUUUGUGGUCAAAGAUUCUCUCAGAAGGGUCAAGUUAAAAGACAUAAAUGUGCUGGCGUGAGUAACGCUGAUCAAUGAAGCUAGUUGCCAUGACGAUGUUUUGGUACAAUCUAUAGGUUCUUCUAUUUUGUGUGCCUUCUUGGAUACUAUCCGAUUGUACCGUAUGAAACAGACACGAAGGAUACCAUUAUGCAUGAAGAUUGACUGUACUGAAUGGUUUCUUUUUUGUCAGUAGAAAAAAACAUGUUUUCCAUAUCAGACAUUUGUGUGGAAAUGUACAUUAUGUUAAUGGAGAUUUAAAAAAUAAACCUACAGUUUGCACUGG